Messenger RNA from Dujonia railenensis, 1185 nucleotides. NCBI's taxonomy places the organism in Eukaryota, Fungi, Ascomycota, Pichiomycetes, Serinales, Debaryomycetaceae. The record is from the annotation of a GenBank genome assembly.
AUGAUAUCACCCAUUACUAUUAAGAUCGUAAUCAUUGGAGUCGGCAUCAUUGGACCCCGCCAUGCUGCACACGUCAAGAAAAGCAAAUCCACUGAGCUUUUCGGAAUUGUUGAUCCGUCCGCUGCUGGUCCCAAAGUUGCUAACGAAUUGCAAGUACCACAUUUCAACUCAAUCCAGGAAAUGAUCCAGGAAUGCGAGGGAACCGGAACUCAGUAUCCGGAUGGUGCUAUAGUUUGCACACCUAACUCCACUCAUGUAAAAAUAUCGGCAGAAUUGGCUUCGCAUGGAAUCCAUUUGCUUGUUGAAAAGCCAUUGUCCCCCACACCAGCUGAGGCAAUGGCGCUCAAAAACUAUUGCGACCUGAAGGGCGUGAAACUUUUGGUGGGACAUCAUAGGAGAUUCAACCCUCAUAUUGUAGCAACCAAGGAGAAUUUGCAUAAGGUUGGCAAGAUCAUUGCUAUCCAAGGAACCUGGACUUUAAGAAAGCCCUCUGCGUAUUUCGAAAGUGCUGCAUGGAGAACUGACAUAAGUACUGGUGGAGGGGUCUUACUUAUCAAUUUGAUCCAUGAUAUAGAUCUCUUACAGUACAUGUUUGGACCAAUUGAAAGAGUGUACGCAGAGCUCCUUUCCAAGCAGAAAUUGCAGUACCCAAACGUAGACGAAGGGGCAUGCUUAACAAUAAGGUUCAAGAAUGGAAUUUGCGGAACUUUUGUAUGCUCAGACAGUGUUACUUCACCAUUUAACUUUGAAAGUGGGACUGGAGAGAAUCCAACUAUCCCAUACAACGAUGGGUUAGAGGGGUUAUAUAGGAUUUUCGGUACCGAUGGUACGUUGUCAGUGCCCGAUUUCAACUUAUACCAUCAAAAUUCAAGUGAGAAGCAAGAGGAGCCUUCGUGGUUGAACCCUAUUCAAAAGGAAUGUAUCAUAGAAAAUCGUGACGAAAAACUUCUCACACAGCAACCAUUUGACUUGCAAUUGGCACAUUUUGUUGAUGUGAUCCGUGGUAACCAGGAGCCAUUCUGCAGUGCAUUGGACGGUAUGUCUUCACUGCUUUGCAUUCAGGCUGUGCUCAAUAGUAUUGAAACGGAACUCCCGCAAAGAGUACCUGACUGUGAGAGUAUUAAGCCUGACUAUAGUUCAUUAGGUGUCAAGACAUUCCCAUUGGAUAAAAAAUUAAACAGUUGA